AUGAAGAUCGCUACUUCACUCGCGGCUGUUGUGGCUUUGGUGCAGAGCACCUCUGCUCAUUACAUCUUCCAGCAGCUUAGUGUUGGGUCGACCAAAUAUCCAGUCUUCCAGUACAUUCGACAGAACUCGAACUACAACUCUCCUGUCACUGACCUGGAUUCCAAUGACCUUCGAUGCAAUGUCGGCACCUCGGGAACCAACACCCAGACCGUUGGAGUCAAGGCUGGCGACUCGAUUACCUUCACUCUUGAUACUGCAGUCUACCACCAGGGACCUAUCUCCGUAUACAUGUCCAAGGCACCAAGCUCUGCCUCAUCAUACGAUGGCAGCGGCGGCUGGUUCAAGAUCAAGGACUGGGGUCCUACCUUCAGUGGCAGCACUUCGACCUGGCCUAUGUACCUCAGCUACACGUUCAACCUUCCCACUUGCAUUGCCAACGGCGAAUAUCUUCUUCGCAUCCAGAGUCUAGGCAUUCACAACCCUUGGCCAGCAGGUAUUCCUCAGUUCUACAUCAGCUGCGCCCAGAUCAGCGUUUCUGGUGGAGGCAGUACUGUUCCCAGCAACCAGGUCAAGAUUCCUGGUGCUUUCAAGGAAACCGAUCCUGGGUACACCGCCAACAUCUACUCCAACUUUAACAGCUACACCAUCCCUGGACCUGCAGUGUUCUCUUGCAACGGUGCUGGCGGCGGUGAUGGUGGCGGCAACGGCCCCACUACGACUCUACAGACCUCUACCCGAGCGUCAUCUACACAGGUUCCUCCCGUGUCGACUCAACCAUCUGGCCAGUGCGCUUCUCUCUGGGGCCAGUGCGGCGGAAGUACCUGGACCGGUCCAAAGUGCUGCGCCACUGGAACUUGCAAGGCGCUCAACGACUUCUACUCUCAGUGCACCACUUAA
Molecule: messenger RNA, 897 nt
Organism: Fusarium odoratissimum NRRL 54006
Lineage: Eukaryota; Fungi; Ascomycota; Sordariomycetes; Hypocreales; Nectriaceae
Exons: 8
Coding region: 1-897 (298 amino acids)
Biological process (GO): carbohydrate metabolic process
Cellular component (GO): extracellular region
Molecular function (GO): cellulose binding
Source: RefSeq, a predicted model, not a curated record